Messenger RNA from Pelodiscus sinensis (Chinese soft-shelled turtle), 847 nucleotides. The record is from RefSeq and is a predicted model, not a curated record. NCBI's taxonomy places the organism in Eukaryota, Metazoa, Chordata, Testudines, Trionychidae.
GGUCUUUCUGACUUUCUUUUUACAGUCACUGGCUCUGGCUGAGGAUUCAGAAUGGGAGACAAGCCUAUUUGGGAGCAGAUUGGAUCCAGUUUUGUACAACAUUACUACCAGUUAUUUGAUACAGACAGGACCCAUUUAGGAUCCAUAUAUAUUGAUGCAUCAUGCCUCACGUGGGAAGGGCAGCAAUGCCAGGGCAAAGCCGCCAUAGUUGAAAAACUCUCUAGCCUUCCUUUUCAAAAAAUACAGCACAGCAUCACAUCACAAGACCACCAGCCCACGCCGGACAGUUGUAUACUCAGUAUGGUUGUGGGCCAGCUUAAGGCUGAUGAAGAUCCUAUCAUUGGAUUCCACCAGAUAUUUCUAUUAAAGAACAUCAAUGAUGCCUGGGUUUGCACCAAUGACAUGUUCAGGCUAGCACUGCACAACUUCAGCUGAGCUGGUACCCCCAAGGCACCUGUGCUUUCUCUUUCUCCUGCCCUUUACCGAUAUAUUCACACUCACAGAACAUUCCAAAUAUCAUACACAAACCUGCAACAUCGCAGCGAGUGCGCAAGAUCCAUGACCUGCCCUUCUGCCAAGUUUACGUUGUGUCACUAGAUGAGUUUCUUGUGCAUGAUGUUUGGAAGUUAGACUUAGCUGCAUUUGACAAGAGAAGUGUGUGUUGUAUCAGCAUGCCUCGGAAAGAGUCCAUAAUGCAAAAGGUUGUGUCUUUAUGUACUGACAAGUUGCUCUAGUAACCCAAAGAAACGAGAGGAAAGAACAGCAGCCUGUACAGCCCAGAUACUGAUUUGUUUCAGAUGUCUCAAUGCUACAUUAUACAAUAAUAAAACCAUAAGAUUUUCUUAAC